AUGGCGGCUGUGGGAUGGUAUCGACAAUGUGAUCUUAUUCAUAAUACUCGUGAUAUGGACAUUGAAAUAUAUGCUAAACAUUAUAAACCAACAAUGAAAAAAUCUUUAGGAUCACACGACUUGUACUUGAUUCGAGAGUUGGGAAAGUUGCAAGACAGUUUUGAGAUGACGUUUAAGAAAUAUUCUAUUCGAUUAGAUGUGUUUUGUCUUUAUGAAGGAAAAGAUGACAAUUGGACAGGAGCAGUGGGUGGAAAUGGUACAAAAUACAGGUCACAUCUAGUUAAUUUCUUAGUUGAGGCAUAG
This is a messenger RNA of Lottia gigantea (owl limpet), 303 nucleotides long. RefSeq lists its product as hypothetical. The transcript is spliced from 4 exons. NCBI's taxonomy places the organism in Eukaryota, Metazoa, Mollusca, Gastropoda, Lottiidae. Bases 1 to 303 code for a protein of 100 amino acids. The record is from RefSeq and is a predicted model, not a curated record.